Molecule: messenger RNA, 6202 nt
Organism: Drosophila persimilis
Lineage: Eukaryota; Metazoa; Arthropoda; Insecta; Diptera; Drosophilidae
Gene: eIF4G1
Product: eukaryotic translation initiation factor 4 gamma 3
Exons: 17
Coding region: 245-6052 (1935 amino acids)
Cellular component (GO): eukaryotic translation initiation factor 4F complex
Molecular function (GO): protein binding; translation initiation factor activity; mRNA binding
Source: RefSeq, a predicted model, not a curated record
ACUUUGGGUGGAGACUUUUGUUUUUUUGUACAUAAUUGCUUCGGUACGGAACGUACAUAUGCUCCAGUUGACACUUGCAGAUCAAACAUUUCUGGAAGUAACAGCUUGAUCCAUUUACAGAGUCAGAUGGUUGUGUGACGACACAUUGCAGUGGGACAGAGAUCGCCACAGAAAUCGUCAGCAUAGCGGCUAGAUUAACCGUUUGGCGAUUUCAGAUACAAUCACACUUUUAGGAUUAUUCGUAAUGCAACAAGCUACGCCAAAUUUAUCAACACAAUCCGAUAUAGCUAAAGCCAUGCAGCCUCAUUCAGCACAAAAUAUGAUAUUGCCAGCCAAUAAAAAGUCCAAAAAGUAUGCUCCACAGGUGCCGCCCACAAAGCCACAGCCUCUUCAGCAGUCCCUGCAACAGCAGCACAGCCACACAGCGUCACAGCCACAGUAUCCGAUAAAUAAGGCUUACAAUGUGGUUUCAAUACUAAAGACUUCAACGCCGACCACUCACCAGUCAGCCCACCUGACGCAGCAGCAACCACAGCCCCAUCACCUUCAGCACACACAGCAGCAGCAACAGAGCUACGCUAACGUUGUGAACAGGCCCAUGGCUGGAGCAGGACCAGCAGGAUCCCAGCAGUCUACUGUACUGUGCAACGGCGCUAACAUAAUGACUGUGAACAGCUGUCCGUUGAACUCUGGGGAAUUGAAUUCAGCCGCUAUUUACAAUAUAGCAAGCCACAGGGCGUUACCUGGCAACCUUGAUGGAAACCUUCGAUUCAUGAGCGUUCCAGACAUGAAUAAAAAUGGCAACUGCGUCGGCAGCGGUACAGUAGCGGCUAGUAACAACUCUCCCGCCGGAGUGUGCAACGGUUCCAGUACUGGAAGCAGCAUUGGUGUCGCUAUUGGUUCAACCGCUGGGACAUACAUGCACGAAAAGAAUCUUGUUGGUGUCGGCGUAAAAGUCGGCGUCAGUUGUGUUGAUACUAAUAGAAAGUUCGAUUUCAAAAACAGCAAUCUGUUGUCAAGCAAUAGCUUCCAAACAGCGCCGGCAGAGUACGUGUCAACGGGAAACAACAGUUCAGGAAACACCCGUUCAAAUCAACAAAGUGGAGGCAUAUUUCGAGGACCACCCCCGGCGUCUAAUGCUCCGCGUGGCGGUGGCGCCGGCGGAACCCGUCACGUCCAUGUGCAACCUAUGUAUCAGCAGGCAAUACACCAGAAUAUGGUGUUGCAGCCGUACACUCAAUACAACCCGCGACAGCAAACAUUUCCAACUUCUCACCUGCAAUAUGCACCUGCUCCAAUGCCCUACUACCAGUACCAGUACGUGCCGACUCUCCAGCAGCAGCCGCCGCCGCAUACACGUAGCGCCGUGACAGUUAAUACAAAUGUGGGCAACACAAUGCAACCGGUACAGUCCGGACCCAAUGGGCCGCUGGCUGGUCCCGGUGCCUCCUCGACACAGCUGCAGCUGCUUACAGGCACUGUCCAACAGGGAGCAAAUACUGUCAUGGGUGUGGGUGGUCCUGGCAGUGGUGUGGGGCAGGUUGGUGUGGCUCCAAUGGUCGGAGUCGGUGUGAUGCCAACCAGCGUGCAACCGCAAUCAGUUCAAGUGCAGCCAGCGAGUAGGCGUCGACAUCAGCAUCGCCUACAGAUCAUCGAUCCGGCAACUAAAAAAAAUAUAUUAGACGAUUUCGAUAAGAGCAACUCGACUGCGGACAAUGACUUCACAGAGCAAACAGCGUCUUCAGCAACAGUAACAGCUCCUGACGUUCUGUCCGAAACUCCCAUUUGUAUUCCAAUACAGGAUUCGGUUGGUAUAAAUAUUUCCAAUAACGUAACACUGCAGGCUCCAGACUCGAGAACCAACGCUCCUUAUACUAUAGAGCAAUUGCCUGUACAGCGCCAAGACAUCGUGGGUCAGACUCCAAUCGUAUCUGCCAUGUCCGAUGCACCAUCUGUUGAAAUAUUGCCAACGCCUCAAAAGGGAAGAAGCAAAAAAAUUCCCAUAGUGUCUCCUAAAAACGCCUCUGACCCCCAUGUCUCUACCACUUCUGAUGCGGAUGAUGCAGCUGCAAAGCCAGACGCUGCAACCAAAACAACCAAGGAGGCUACUCAGCAAAACCUAUCGUAUCAGACUGCAUCCACUUCCCAGCAGAAGAAGCAGGAGCCACCGCCACAGAUCACAGCGGAAGUGCCAGUCGCCGCAACGGAGGGAACCAACAUUGUUACCUCAGCUGCUGUGCUGCCCACUGAGAACCUUUCAUCCGAUUUGCUAAAAUUGGAGAUAUCAACAAAUCUGUCUGUUGACGUUGUUGAACUGUCGGAGACGGCGAGCAUUGAUACCGCUUCGGUGGGUUCCGUCGAAGCCAAGUCGAUUCACACAGUCCAAGCCAUCUCACAGAACACCUCUUCAACCGAAAUAUCAGAGGCCGCAGCUGAGGAAACCCAGACCCACCAGAGUGAAAUACAGCAAACACAGCCAGAACAAAUCUUCGAAAGUUCCCCUGAUGAGACUGAUGAAGCGCCGAUGGCAUUAGCAGAAGAGAUUUGUGGCGAGACCCGACCAUCCAAAACAGUAGAAGAAAUAACGACUAAAGAACUUUUAUCAAAAGGUGCAAUGGAUACGACGCCUUUCUCUGAGCUGGCACUAGAGUCGCAGUCCAGUGUUGCCGCAGAAGAUCCAGAGCGUCAACCUGAGACAGGUCCAGAGCCAGAGACGGAGCCUGAGUCUUUUGCCGAUCCUCAACUCCAAGAAGAUAUUAAACUGCAACAGGAACCAGAAGCCACUGGCACAGCCACAGUCUCAGAAAGUGUUUUAUCAUCGUUGAUUAAUUACAAUGAGGGUCAAUGGUCACCCAGCAAUCCCAGUGGCAAGAAACAAUAUGAUCGCGAGCAGUUGCUGCAGCUGCGCGAGGCAAAGGCCUCGCGUAUACAGCCGGAAGUAAAGAACGUUUCGAUACUGCCCCAGCCAAACCUAAUGCCGUCGUUCAUCCGCAACAACAACAACAACAAGCGAGUGCAGUCGAUGGUUGGUGUGAUUGGAGGUCGCAACAGCGAGUCGGGAGGGGGUUUCAUUGGCAAACAGGUGUCGAUGUCGGGUGUGCAAAGUGGAGGUGGUAGGAGCAGCAUGAAGGGUAUGAUACAUGUCAACCUGUCACUGAAUCAGGACGUGAAACUGAAUCAGAACGAGAAUGCCUGGCGUCCUCGAGGCGUAAACAAGUCUGAUAGUAGUGCAGACGUUAAGGCCACUCAAGAGAAGGAUGAGUUGGUGAGACGGGUCAGGGGUAUUCUGAACAAGCUUACCCCCGAGCGUUUCGAUACGCUGGUCGAGGAGAUAAUCAAAUUGAAGAUUGAUACGCCCGAAAAGAUGGACGAGGUUAUUGUCUUAGUGUUUGAGAAGGCCAUUGACGAACCAAACUUCUCGGUUUCGUACGCCAGGCUGUGCCAUCGCCUUAUAAGUGAAGUGAAAGCUCGCGACGAGCGUAUGGAGAGCGGCACUAAAUCAAAUCUAGCACACUUCCGGAAUGCCUUGUUGGACAAAACGGAGCGCGAGUUCACGCAGAACGUCUCACAAAGUACCGCAAAGGAGAAGAAACUGCAGCCAGUUGUAGACAAGAUAAAAAAGUGCAACGAUCCGAACGAAAAAGCCGAGCUUGAAGCACUUCUGGAGGAGGAAGAGCGAAAAAUACGCAGACGCUCCGGAGGCACGGUUCGAUUUAUUGGGGAGCUCUUUAAGAUAUCUAUGCUGACUGGUAAAAUCAUAUACUCCUGCAUUGAUACUCUGCUGAAUCCGCACUCGGAGGAUAUGCUUGAGUGCCUCUGCAAGCUGCUGACAACCGUCGGGGCCAAGUUUGAGCAGACCCCCGUCAGCUCUAAGGAACCGUCACGAUGCUAUUCGCUGGAGAAGUCCAUAGCCAGAAUGCAGGCAAUCGCUUCCAAGACCGACAAAGACGGCGCCAAAGUAAGCUCCCGCGUGCGGUUUAUGCUCCAAGACGUGAUAGAUCUGCGCAAGAACAAAUGGCAAUCGACACGCAACGAAGCACCGAAAACCAUGGGACAAAUCGAAAAGGAGACCAAGAACGAGCAGCUAUCAGCGCAAUAUUUUGGUCCGCUCUCCGGCACUACCCCCGUUGGGUCCCAGGGAGGAUCGGGAAAACGAGACGAUCGCAGCAAUGCUCGAUUCGGAGAUUCUCGUUCUGGCAGCGGCUAUUCCGGCAGUCACAGUCAGCGCGGGGACAAUGGAAACCUGCGACACCAGCAGCAAAACAACGGAGGCGGAGGCAGUGGCUCCAGUGGUGCUGGUCAUUCUAACGGAAACAACGAUGACACAUGGCAUGUACAAACAAGCAAGGGCAGCCGCUCUCAAGCUCUUGAUAGCAAUAAACUGGAGGGUCUGAGUUUACACAUAAGCCAAAACAUAGAGAACAAAAAAAUGGGUGGUCUAACUCAAUUUAUUUGGAAUUUUGAAGCUGCGAGACAAUCUUCUGCUCCCACAACUACGCCAUCCAAUCCCUUUGCAUUGUUGUCGUCCCUAGUGGAUAAGAAUAGCAGCGAACGGGAUCGGGAUCGUGACCGUGACCGCAGUGGCCCCAGAAACAAGGGAUCAUACAACAAGGGAUCUAUGGAGCGUGAUCGUUAUGGCGAUAGAGGUCUCAACUCGAGAACUGGAUCAUCACAGGGAUCGCGUGAGAAUUCAUCCUCUCGCGCUGGACAGCAGAGUCGCGGAUUGAUAAACUCUUCAGUUCAAAAGUCUGCUAGUCACUCAAAAUAUACACAACAGGCUCCAUCAGUUCGAGUUACUGGCAAGGCACAAAGCUCACUAGGAAGUUCCGCUGUCAACGUUGGAGGCCUUUACAGAGGUGGUGAUCAGCAGUCGGCUGCGUCCAGUUCCAGUGCCGCUGCAACGUCAGUUCAGAUAAAUCGACCUAUGGCCCCUGUGGCCGUGUUCAGCGAGCCCAGUGAUGCCGACAUGAAGCUGAUCAAGGCGGUUGUCUCGGAAAUGAUAGAGCUUUCCGCAGCCUCCAAGGGUGUAAAUCCGACGGUAGUUGCGUGUAUGAAACGGGUACCGGAGGACAUGCGUUGUGGUUUCUUGUACUACAUAUUAACGGAUUAUUUACAUCUGGCCAAUGUGGGCAAACAGUACAGGCGGUACCUGGCCAUUACCGUGGCGCAUCUAAUACAACAGAACUACAUCUCCGUGGAUCACUUUAGACUGGCGUACAAAGAAUUUGCCGAGUGCGCAAACGAUUUAAUUUUUGAUAUUCCAGAACUUUGGCUGUAUAUUCUGCAAUUUGCCGGACCACUAAUUGUGAAGAAAAUAUUGACGGUAUCAGAUCUGUGGAACAAAAAUCUGAAAGACAACAGCCCAUCAAAUGUGGGUAAAAAGUUCCUCAAAACCUAUUUGACAUACUGUACACGAGAAGUAGGACCGAGUUUCACUCGUAGUAUGUGGAUCAAGUUCAACCUGCACUGGUCCGACUUUAUGCCUGACAACGAAGUUAUCGAUUUCAUUGAAUCCAAUAGACUAGAGUAUGUGGAAAACGAGUCGAAACCGCCAGUGAUUGAGCAGCGCGAAACACCAGAGAAGCACGUUAAAAAUGUGAUAGAACAUAUAGAGCAUUUGCUAAAGGAAGGAGCGACGGCAGACUGCAUCAUCGAUUACAGUAACGGAAAUAUUUUGGUGGCUGAUAAACUGUUUAUUAGAGGCUUGACUGAAACGUUGAGUAAUUUUGCAAUUGUGUACAAGGACAACAGUUACAAACUAGAGCCCGAAAUCUUCCAAAAGUUUUGCAUACCAGUUUUGCAGCGAUACAUCGACUCGCAUGAAGAUCAUCAAUUGGAAUGCCUCUAUGCUAUGCAACUAUUGGUGCAUAGCUUAGAGCAUCCCAGAGGACUAUUAAGUGAACUAAUUGGUGAGCUAUAUGAUGCCUAUGUUAUACAGAAGGAGUCGCUAUGUAAGUGGCGUGAUUCAAAGGAUCAAUCAGCAGGAAAGGGCGUUGCUGUUAAAAGUCUUAAUCCCUUCUUUAACUCAUUAUUCAAUGAUGAAACCAACUAAACAGCACAGUACUCGGAGAGCUGACAUAGACAGCGACUUAGGGGAAUAAAAAACAAAAACAAUAUAUUUAAAUUUGUAAUAAAAUUAAUUAAACAGAAAGCUGGUUUGUGAAGAGAGCUCUUUAAAAAUAUACCUAUGAUUCGAUAUGGA